Molecule: messenger RNA, 720 nt
Organism: Cutaneotrichosporon cavernicola
Lineage: Eukaryota; Fungi; Basidiomycota; Tremellomycetes; Trichosporonales; Trichosporonaceae
Exons: 3
Coding region: 1-720 (239 amino acids)
Source: RefSeq, a predicted model, not a curated record
AUGCCACACGGCCUCUCAACAGCCAAGUACACCGAGUCGAGUGUGUGGACCCAAGGCGACUUUGAAGUGAUCACGUCCGACAGUGUGCGCUACCUGAUCCCCUCAUACCAUCUCUUUGGGGCGAGUAAGCUGUUCCGCGACGCCCAGACCUUCGAGUCCCCGCCCUCCUGGCCAUUCAAGUACUCUGUCACGCUCCCCGAUGCUGAGAUCGAGACGUCGGCCAUCUUCGACCUCUUCCUGGACCUCAUCGUAAACAUACCACUCCAAGGACUCUUAUCUCCAACCAAGGCACUCACUUUCCCAGACUGGUUAUGUAUCAAUAACCUCAUCAAGUUCCUGCACAAGUGGGAGGUAUCCCAGCCAUACUGCAAAGUCCUCCGCCAUAACAUUAACCAAGAACUAGCCAACUCCGACACGGCGCUCCAGUACUUUACCAUCGGGGCGAUUGCCAACGACGCGGAUAUCUGUCGCGCAGUAUUGCAGCAUCAUUCCGACAACAAGUUGGCCGCGUUCAAUCCUUACCGUUUUCAAUAUUUCAUGUGGAAAGCCUGUCCCGCGCCAUACCUUGGUGCGCUUACUCGUGCAUGGUCUGAGGCGCAGAGUAACCAGUCCUACAAUUUCAUUUCCCGGUUCAACUUGCACCUCACGGACAAUACGUUUAGCGAGGCUCAGCUCAGACACCGCGUCUCAAGCUCCAACCGGGGCUUCAUGGGGGAGUAG